This is a messenger RNA of Halteromyces radiatus, 1199 nucleotides long. RefSeq lists its product as uncharacterized. The coding region runs from base 156 to 1025 and encodes 289 amino acids. Lineage: Eukaryota; Fungi; Mucoromycota; Mucoromycetes; Mucorales; Cunninghamellaceae. The record is from RefSeq and is a predicted model, not a curated record. The transcript has 3 exons.
CAGAAUACUUUUAUUUACUUUAUACAAUAUAAUCUUCCCUUCUUCUUCCAUUCAAUCUCAAUGCAUCGACCCACUUUUAUGCCUGACUUCAAUAUGAGAAGUGAUGGUGAUAUUCAACAACCUCAAGCAAGAACUCAACCUCAGGGUCAGCGGCUAUGAUGCGUGGUCGUACGGAUGAUCAUGAUAUUGGUAUGACCUUGGAUUUUGAACGUGCAAACAGUGCUCCUCCGACUGACCCAUUAUUGUAUAUGGACAAAUCAUUUCUGGAAGGUGGAUUCUCUGCGGCUGACCCAACGUGGAAAAAUCAGGCUCCUAUUUUAGAUCCGACUCCAUCAUCUCGUCAAGCUUGGCCAAAUAGUACCGGUAGCACUACUACUACAACAAACACUACUACCAUUAACACUAAUCACAGCAAUCAUAGUAACAAUAGCUUUGGUUUAUUGGAAAAGGAUCGAUAUACAUCAUUUGGAAAUAACAGCAAUGACAGUCUCACUGGUGAUUAUGGUAAUAACAAGGAUCAUUCCGCUGUUUGGAAUCAAUCUAAUCCGGCUUCUGCUUUGGUGUCACCUCAACUAAACGAAUCAUUUUCUACAGGAACUAGUAACACUCAAAUGAUUCCAAGAUCUCAUUCUCCUUUUACCUUGCAACAACAACAACAACAACAACAGCAAGUCGGACGUAGUGCUGGUCAAUUAAAACAAAAUGCUAGUUAUCGUUAUUACUCAUCUGAUACCUCCUUUGGAAAUGAUGACUUUGCUCCUGUUACCUCCUUGAAUCCUGAUUUCUAUGGUACAAACAGCGUUCUCACCACCUCACCACGCAUUCAACAACAACAACAACAGCAUCGGUUCAAUAUGUCACCACCUCCUCGUGCCAAUUCUACUCCUCCAUCUAAUAUUCAACGUGAUCACAUACCUGACAAUUACGAAUAUGAACGUCUUGUUUAUGGCACUAAUGCUUUGUCACUCAAUCCCAAGGUAGGUUUAUUUCCAUGUUUAAUUAAAAGAUCGAUGAAUGAAUAUUAAACAUUAUGUUUUCUUAUUUGUAGGAUGAUCUGAAUACACAACAACGGUAUACACAUAUGAUACGCCAACAUCAACAACUUUCUCAUCCAACACUUGACAGUAUUGACACCGCUAGCAAUUGGAAUCAACAAACAAUGCGCAACAAUAUCAUGUCACCAGGUAGGAAAUGACUUU